GGAAUAAGUGGCUUCAGAUUCCUGAAGGUUAGGACUCAUCCGUCUCGACCUCGCUGACAACAACCUCCGGGGACCCUUUCCGGACAAUCUCACGCACUCCAGCUCUCUCUAAAGGUUCUUGCGACUCUAUGUUUCUGGUUUGCUACAAUCUGCAUCGAUCAAGAUGGUGCUUCAGAACGAUACCAAUUUGCUUCACCUACCAGCUGAGCUCGAAAAGAGGAAGCAUAAGCUCAAAAGGCUUGUGCAAACGCCCAACUCAUUUUUCAUGAAUGUUAAGUGCCAAGGAUGCUUCAGCAUAACAACCGUAUUUAGUCACUCACAAACAGUUGUGGUGUGUGGGAACUGCCAAACAGUGUUGUGCCAGCCUACUGGAGGUCGAGCCAGGCUCACCGAGGGUUGCUUUUUCAGAAAAAAUAGAGACUGA
Malus domestica (apple) is the source of this 424-nucleotide messenger RNA. Its product is annotated as small ribosomal subunit protein eS27w-like. Gene Ontology annotation, biological process: translation; ribosomal small subunit assembly. Gene Ontology annotation, molecular function: structural constituent of ribosome; RNA binding. The record is from RefSeq and is a predicted model, not a curated record. Gene Ontology annotation, cellular component: cytosolic small ribosomal subunit; ribosome. NCBI's taxonomy places the organism in Eukaryota, Viridiplantae, Streptophyta, Magnoliopsida, Rosales, Rosaceae.